Penicillium lagena is the source of this 498-nucleotide messenger RNA. Its product is annotated as LYR motif-containing protein. Gene Ontology annotation, biological process: mitochondrial respiratory chain complex III assembly. The transcript has a single exon. NCBI's taxonomy places the organism in Eukaryota, Fungi, Ascomycota, Eurotiomycetes, Eurotiales, Aspergillaceae. The record is from RefSeq and is a predicted model, not a curated record. The coding region runs from base 1 to 498 and encodes 165 amino acids.
AUGGCAGGCCCAACUGCUCUCUCCGCAAGGAGUGCCUACCGGCAACUCCUCCGUGCCACCCGAGUCGCCUUUCACAGUUUGUCUCUCUUCCGCCUUCUACCUGGAACCAUGCGACGCAUGCUCAUACCAUUCUAUUUAGAUGACCACCGAGUCCUGCUGGCCGCACGCCAGGAAGCUCGCCAGAAUUUCGACCAAAACCGCCGCGUUGGCAUUGAUACCGGCAUGCAAAUAAACCACGCGAUUGAGGUUGCCAAUAUCCUGCGCCAUAACCUCGUGCAGGGUGCGAGAGAGGCGGAAGAUGAGUCUGCGAAAUGGCGUAUGUUCUUAACUACUCUCCUAUAUGAAUUAGGAAUUCUUGUGCUGUUCCUGGGUUGGACCGGACUAAUCGAUAACUUCAUAUUAGAACUUCGGAUCCACGACGAAAUCGAGCGAGGAGACAACGAAUCGAUCAAGGUUGAUGGAAAAUCGGUCAAAAUCCACAAGGCGUGUUCGUCAUGA